Molecule: messenger RNA, 508 nt
Organism: Paramecium sonneborni
Lineage: Eukaryota; Ciliophora; Oligohymenophorea; Peniculida; Parameciidae
Source: the annotation of a GenBank genome assembly
AUGUCUCAAUUAAUAAAGCCUAUAUCUGCUCAAUCACCUUCUAAAUUAAGAAGUUCAGUGUCUCAGUACACAUAAUUAAAAAGUCCUUAUAAUAAUGAAAUUCAACAAGGUAUAUGGUCAUUGUAUAAAAGGCUCUACAUAGCAAAAGUCUUAGUAUAGUUUAAGAAAUUCUCAUUAUACGAGUAAAUUCGAAAAGAGUAUUGAUAUGGAUAUGAAAUAGAGCAAUAGCUUUAAUAAUCCUGAAUUUGAGAUUAAAAAUUGAUGAAUUUAGUUGAAUUACAAUAACAUGAAAUAAAUAAUUGGAAGCGUAGAUAUGAAUAAGCAGAAGCACGAGUAUUUUAUUAAAAAUUAUGCUUAGGGUAUGAGUUCUUAUUCAGCUUAAACUUUGAAGGAUUAUGAUAAUCAUUUAGAUUAAUUAACCAAAGAAUUAAAAAGUUACAUUUUUAUAAAUGAUGAUUUAAAUUGCAAAUUGAAAGAUAAAGAUAAUUAGAUAUCCAAACUCAAUUGA